UGAGUUGAAUUGAAUGGCCGGUCGUGUCUCGUCGUCACCAUCAUUUCUCUUGCUGCAAGUUCCCAUCCUCCUCUACAAAUUGAGAUUGUUCAUUUUCCUGUCUUUGUUACUUUUUAAUGUUAGGCGUUAAAAUAUUGCUCAAUUUUUUGUCGAUCCUUACCUUCUUACAUAGCAAACCGACAAGGAAACAUACUGUUGCCUUUUUGUUUUUUUUCUUCGUGUCAUCAGCUGUCUCCUGUCAAUCGAGUGAUCGAGCCAGUCGAUCAGACGAACUCCAUCUUGUCCAGUGAGACAACCAGAACUGACUUGAAAUAAAAAAGAUCUUUUUCCUUUUUUGUCUUCUGUUUGUUUUGUCAUAUCAUAGAAGAGCUUAUGAUUUUGUGAAGUCCAAAGUUGAAGUACAAGUAACUGUCACACAAGAAAUUAGAAUCCAAAUAAGACUAACACUAAGAAAUAACUUGGACACAUUUAAAAAAAAAAAAAACCAACAAAUAUAUUGUAAUUAUAUAUCAUUCAAUAUGGCAAGUCCUCGCACAAGAAAAGUUCUGAAAGAUUUACGAACAAAUGAUGAAAAUAAUCAAUGUUUUGAAUGUGGCACACACAGUCCUCAGUGGGUCAGUGUGACCUACGGCAUCUGGAUAUGUCUCGAGUGUUCUGGAAAGCACCGAGGCCUGGGUGUGCAUCUCAGCUUUGUUCGAUCUGUAACAAUGGACAAAUGGAAAGAUUUAGAGCUGGAGAAGAUGAAAGUUGGAGGCAACAAGAAGGCUCGCAAAUUUUUUGAAUCUCAGGAUGAUUAUCACGACUGCAUGACCAUCCAGGAGAAGUACAACACGAAGGCUGCUGCCCUCUAUAGAGAUAAAAUUUCCACAGAAGCUGCCGGCCAGUGUUGGUCCAUGGAGAGUUCACCAGCUCGUAAUUAUGUACCUCAUCAGCUGUCUUCUAAGUUAUCGUCAUCCGUUAGUUAUCCCCGGUUUGAGGGUGGUGACGAUCGAAAUGCUGUCAAGAGCAGCGAGUACAAUAUGGCAGCAGGUGGCUAUCAAGAUGCAGGCAGCAAGAUGACCAAUGUACACAGGGGCAAAUAUGUUGGAUUCGGAAGCACACCCAUGCAGACAAGGAAAGAUAGUGACUACUGGUCUACAUUAUCAGAGGGUUGGUCCAGUUUCACUCUGGGUGCAUCAAAAUUAGCCUCCCAUGCUUCCGAAAAGGCUUCCACACUGGCAGUCUCGGCAUCACAGAAAACAAAAGAAUUUGGAAACCUGGUUAAUGAAAAAAUGAAGGAUAAAAACUUGUUGAAUGAUGUCUCACAAUCAGUAUCAGGCAUCGCUAAUAAAAUACAAGUUGCUGGCAUGAAGGGCUUCUCGACGUUGUUUGGUGAUCAGCAGAGUGGCAACAAUGCUUCUCUUGAUAAGACACAACAGCAAUCUGCAAACAAGAGCAAGUACGGGGCCACUUAUGACCAGGGGAGUUAUCAAUCAUAUGGUGCAGAUGAUGAGACCAACGGUUGGCAGGUCAGUGACACCUGGGACGACAAAUGGACGAGCACUGCCGAUGCUUCCAAUGUGUCGAACAAGCAUUUGAAAAAAUCUUCAAACUGCCAGCAGCAACAGCGUACAAAUGAUGAUGACGACGGUUGGGGGGGUUUCGACGAUGAACUGAACGAUGUACCGUCAUCAUCGGCCGCGAGGAAAGUUACGACGCAUCCUAAAAGUUCCAAGCCUCCCUCCGAUCUCAUUGAUUUCAAUGAACUUGAAGUGAAGAAUUCCAAAAACAAACAUCCUCAAAAUUCGGGCUGGGAUGAUGACGCCUGGCUCUCACUUAAUGAUUAACUUUUAAUUUUAGUCAAUUAGUAUGGACGAUUGAUUCAUUAAGAUUUAACAUUCGUUUUAACGAUAAGUUAUUAAAUCGUUCAAAUUAUUCGUCUUAUUUUCCAUUCAUAUAUGUGUUUUGCGCUAAAAUCUGCUUGGUGGAAAUGUUGUAUAAAAAACGUGUUCAUUACCUUUGU
Molecule: messenger RNA, 2002 nt
Organism: Helobdella robusta
Lineage: Eukaryota; Metazoa; Annelida; Clitellata; Rhynchobdellida; Glossiphoniidae
Exons: 11
Coding region: 519-1826 (435 amino acids)
Biological process (GO): regulation of endocytosis; regulation of ARF protein signal transduction
Cellular component (GO): Golgi membrane
Molecular function (GO): GTPase activator activity
Source: RefSeq, a predicted model, not a curated record